AGGAUCCGAAGCUCAAAAAUAAAAUUGGGUCUGCCACUUCACUCCGAGUAUUUGCCGCUUUCAGAGCUGAUAGGUGAUGGUAAUAGAAGGUCAAUUUUGUUUGUUGGCCCUUCUGAAUCGGGGAAGGAGACGAGCGGCGAGAGGGUUUUCGUCGACGAUUUCGCAAGCCUUCUCAAGCAUUCUCAAGGAGGUCGCAAAUUUAUUUUCGCCGUGCGUCCGUACGCGCAUGGCUUGAGCAUGCACACAUUGCGCACCCACGACAAACAUUUGAAAAAUUUAGGAAAUGACGACGCCGUAGAAAAUGACGGCGCUGGCCGGGGAACUUAUUUGAGGAAGCACGAGGUCUUUCAAUUUCAAUCCCACGCGAGUAAGCAUGGAGGAAGACGAGAAUUGUGCCUCCUGUGCACAAAGUCCAGGUAGUGUUGGGCAUUUAGUGGCUUCAGCCAGUACUCAGGUUUCGGAAAUUUCGUGGGGCUCAUGUUUGUGCCACUGUGUGAAGAUCGAAGGAAGCGAAAAGGAGGAGAAAGUAAAUUUCACGAACACCAGCUGGUCUCGAGUGGUAUCUGCUGCCAAAAUUCGCCAGGACGGCACAUGGGCCUUUCUCUGCCAGGAGCAGUGUAGCACGGAUGAGAGCACCCCGCGUGGCUGGUACCAUAGGCGCUGCUAUGCAGCCUACACCCACAAGAAGACUCUGAGUCGUUUUGAGGGAGAGGAGAGUGGUGGCCUUGUCAGCAAUGUUGACGCAGAGGAGGUGGGUGACGCAGAUGCCUGUGAGGAUGAACCUCCCAAGAAGCGUGUUAUGACACGAAGCAAAGUGACAACCAUCGACAUCACUCUGUGUAUAAUAUGUCAACAAAAAACAAAAAAAAAGAACCGGAAAGCUGAACCGCUUACCCUCUGUUCAGAAUUCCGUGCUGGCGAAAGCCUGAUCCGUGCGGCAAAUGCACGUGGAGAUGAAGCAGGCCAGCGGAUUUUACUUACCCUCCAGGAGGGCAGUCCCGAUUGUGUAGCAUCGGACAUAUGCUACCAUUUCUCCUGCUACCGUAACUACACUCAUUCUAGCACGGUGGCAGCACUGGAGGCAAAGAAGACGACGGCAGUUGCAGAAGACAAUGUGUACGAUAGAGCCUUUGAGUGGCUAGCUGUAUGCAUGGAGAAGGAGCUCUUCAGUGAGACAGAAAUACGAGCGAUGCGUAUGGACAGCCUGACGUCCAAGUACAGCGCCAAGCUGGCAGAGCUCGGAGCUGCAAGUCAAUACCGACGAUGGCUGCUGAAGAAGCGCCUGUUGGAGCAUUUUGGAAAACGCAUCAACUUCGUCCGUCCUGGUCCAUUGUCACCCGAGAGCGUUGUAAGCAGCUCCUUGACAGAAUCACAACUGCUACAAAUAGUUGGUGCAGCAGUAGCCAAGGCUGAGGCAGCCCAGCAGUGCGCCGACGAAUAUGCUGGAGAUGAUAUGGCGGAUGAAGAUGCACCUCCAGCUAUUGAUAGCAGCUGCAAGGUACAUGCCUUCCACACAGCCAUGGCUCUGAACAACGCCAUCCGUGAUCAGCAGCCCACAAUACCCACCAUGCCACAUGCCAGUGAUAUCGUAAAUGAGAAUGCGCCAGUGCCAGACAUCCUCUACAAUGUGCUUGCCAUGACCAUUGUCGGCCCUGAGAAGUGUGACAUUGGUGACCUGACGGACUCCCGUGUCCAUGUCCCUGCCGACAUCCAUUGCAAGAUUUUGGCAAUUGCUGAGGAUAUUGUGUAUGCUGCAACUCGUGGAUCUAUUCUGACACCAAAGCACGUAGCUUUGGCGCUUACUGUCCACCACCACACGAGGAGCAAGCACAUGGUGGAUCUUCUCAACCAGUUCGGCCAUGGCAUAUCGUAUUCAAAGCUGCGAGAAGUAGAAACCGGGUAUUCUCUCGAAGUAGCAGGAAGUUCCGCAGCCAGCAGUGUUGUAGUACCCCGUGGCAUUUCCCAGCAUGGAGGUGAUGUUCAUUUCUGCUGGGACAAUAACGACCUCAACGAGGAAACUCUGAGUGGCCAAGGGACGACACACUGCACCAACGGCAUUGUGCUCCAGCACUCGCUGCCCUUCCAGGACGAUCCGUGUCCACCAGAAAGUACGAGCCGUGCCGAGCCAGGUAACCAACGCCGACCGCGAAGUGUUGCCCCACCUGCAGUUCCGAGCCUAGAAUACAACUGCGGUGCGAGACCAAGACCUCCUCCAAUGGCCCAUCCAGUUCCUGAUGCACAAGGCUCGAUUGACCCAUUUCUCACUGUGGCAUCGAUUGACCUGAUUUGGUUCUUGUUGCGCGCAGACCAGACGGUAUCACCGAAGUUUGGUAGACCUGAUGACGAGUCACAACUGGUACCCGCAUGGUCCGGCUUCAAUGCUGAACUGAACCAGUCAACCGCGCCAGGGACACCAACAACAGUCGGUUACCUGCCGAUCAUCCCAGCAUCGCCUACAGCCAUGAGCACAGUUUAUGAGCUUGUUGUCCGGUCCCUCCGCACAUCGAAGAAGCUGAAUCAGCCACAUUGUAUCAUCACCGCCGACCAAGCAGUUUAUGCCAAAGCUGUGGAAGUUUGCUGGAAAAAUGCUGAGCUGAAGGAUGUAGUCCUCCGCAUGGGUGCAUUCCAUACGUCGUGUGCCUUCCUUGCUGUUCUUGGGAAGAGGUUUGGCAGUGCUGGCUUGGAAGACCUCCUCGUCGAGUCAGGCGUAGUUGGCAGCAAUGCGUGCAAGCAGGUGAUGGCCGGCAAGCAUUACAACCGCGGUGUUCGCCUCCAUAAGCUUGCCUUUGAGUGUCUGCUGGGAGUGAACUGGAAGCUGUACGAGGACAGCAUUGAAGGUGGAGGAGACACGGUGUCAAGCGAUCUUGAAGGAACUUUGUCAGCAUUGCGCACAUCUGGUAUAUUUGAUGGUGCUGAGUCAGUAACCAGUUCAUCCAGCUACCAGAAACUUGAGCAAGGGUACCGAAAGCAUGUUCAGCUGCAACGCACCAGCCCAGCAUCACCCAUGGCCCAGUUUUGGCUAACAUACCUCGACAUGGUUGGCCUGCUGCUUCAAUUCAUCCGAGCUACGCGGACAGGGAACUGGUCGCUACAUCUGGCAUGCAUAGAGAACAUGUUGCCAUGGUUCUUUGCAUACGAUCGACAGAACUACUCCAGGUACCUGUCGCUGUAUUGGCAACAAAUGCGUCAACUGCCUGCUACCAACCCUCCUGCCCACAAAGCCCUAUCAGGAGGUUGCUUCUCUGUUGCAAGGUCUACGAACAGCUUCUCGAAGGUGGCUGUUGAUCAGUGCAUUGAACAGACCAUCAACCGGCAAAGCAAGUCACAUGGAGGACUCAUUGGCUUCAGCCGCAACCCAGGAACUGUUCACCGCUGGGUGCUCACAGCUCACGAGCGAGCAGCUGUUGCAAGUGCAUGUAACGACCUCGUCAAAGCGGAGGACUAUGAUGGCACAGCACGUCCACACAAGGACAACACAGACAGCAGAAUGAAACGGGAUCAAAGCGACUAUGGGAAGCUCGAAAAGCGGUUGGCAGAGUUCAGCCAUCCGUUCCUUGGCGAAGAUUUGAUCAGCCUCUCCAGUGGGAAAGUCUGUUCUGCUCAAGCAACCUCCGAUCUCCUAUCCAGUCACACGCAGGGAAAGAGUGCAAUGAGCAAGUUCGUGGCAGACCGCUUGGAGAGUCAGGCAGUUGAUUUCUUCACACCGAUAUCACGGCUGAACCUGAAGACGUUCUCGGAAACCAAAUCUGCAGCAAAGAAGUCUUCCAAGACAACAGCGAUCGUGGCAGAUAGGAGCUUAUUCGGCCGGCUACUAGUUAUGGCUCAAUCAAGGUCAUUCGACUUGAAGGAACUCUUCCAGCAUGAGCUUGGACCAGUCCCAUGGGCCCUGGCCAACGCAGACGGAUCCCUUGUGAAGACUCCAAAGAGUAAGCUGCUGCUUGCUCUUGAGAAGAAAGUUGACCCACUGGAGUCAGUUCCGCGUGGUCCUGCCGUUAUGGUCGACGCGAUGGCAUUACUGCAGAGCUACACAUCUGCGCCACCGACAUUCGGACAGCUCAGCGAACAAGUCUUCAAGCAGCUAGUCUCCUACCUUCCAGCUACACCUCCAGCACGAGUUGACUUCAUAGCAGAUCAAUACCACACUGCGUCGAUUAAGUCGUGCGAGCGCUCAAAGCGAACGGCCUCAACUGAGCCCCUGCGAGUGGCAGUACAACGUCCAGACCAGGCUAUUCCUACUCAGUGGAAGCGGUUCAUGGCAAGCGGAGCGAAUAAGGCCGGCCUAAUCCAGUUCUUCGCUGACCAUUGGAGUUCUACACCGGAGCUCAAGGCAACAUUGGGUGUCAGUCGCAGUGUAUUCAUAACCGUGGGACAGCAGUGCUACGUGUUGCAAGAAGAAGAAGGGAAAUCGACACUUUCACGGCACCAGGUGUCCAGGUUGACCAGCAAUCAUGAGGAAGCAGACACCCGGCUGAUCCUUCAUGCCGCUGAUGCUGUGCAGCAAGGAUUCCCAGAUGUUGUCAUUCGGUCGCCAGACACGGAUGUAGCCGUGAUUGCCAUUGGCUCCGCUAGCAGCAUUCCCGGUCGGCUCAUAUUCCAGACUGGCACGCAGCAACGGAGGCGGUUCAUCGACCUUACCCAGCUGUCACAGAAGCUGGGCCCCCUGGUUUCGUCUGCAAUUGUUGGACUGCAUGCUCUUACUGGGUGUGACAGUGUCAGUUCCUUUUCUGGGAAGGGAAAGACUGCUCCGCUGAAGCUGCUCCUGUCAAGCACGCGACUGGCAGAGGCACUGGCGACUCUGGGUGUCAAUGCUACAUCGGAUGACCAGCUGCUUUCUGAAUGUGAGUGGUUUGCGUGUGCCUUGUAUGGCAAUCCUGGCCAGCAAGACAUCAACAGCCUGCGCUACCAAAAGUUCUGUGCGGCCACAUCCUGUGCUCCGCACAAACUACCGCCCUCACGCGACGCUCUCCAUCAACAUGUGGCCAGGGCUAACUACCAGGCCCACAUUUGGCGGAGCGCCACCACUGCGAUGCCAGAAGUACCGAGUCCAGUGGGCCAUGGCUGGCAGUCGGAGACUGACGGCACGCUUUCCAUCUCCUGGAUGCUGCAGCGCGUCGCUCCUGCUGACAUACUAAAACUGGUGAGCUGUGGGUGCAAGACAAGGCACUGCGUAAGUCAGCACUGUUCGUGCAAGAAGGCGUCCUUGGCUUGCACAGACAUCUGCUCGUGCUGCUCAUGCGCCAAUCCGUUUGGGGCCGUACUCGAACAGAACGACAGCUCCGGUGCCGCAGAUGUGGGAACAACUGCAUGUGAAGGCGACCAAAACAGUGAGAGCGAGGAAAGUACUGGUGCUGACGACUUUGAAGAGUCUGACUCCAGCUCAGAUUCUGAUGAGGAUCCAGAUCAGGAGUUUGACGACUCGCUGUAGACACUGGCAACUGCACCGUCCUCCCCUGGUCCAAGCCACCCAUUGUGUUUGUGAAUUAUGGCUAUGGCUGUCAACACACCUAACCUGUUCACACAUUGUAUAUAAACUGCUUGUACAUAGCUUGGCUUCUAAAGUGAUGACGCUAUCAUCCUACAUUUUAUUCCAAUUUACAUAUUAAACUGGGCAUAUUGUCCAUGAAUUGCACAGCACUGGACAUGUCUUCCUUACUACAGUUGUAGUAUUUAUUUAUUUCAUUUUCGAUUGAGUAGUGACUACAAUGCGUUUAUAUCAUUUCUAGUCUUCUCUAACUCUAAUUUAAUCGAG
Sycon ciliatum is the source of this 5749-nucleotide messenger RNA. RefSeq lists its product as uncharacterized. NCBI's taxonomy places the organism in Eukaryota, Metazoa, Porifera, Calcarea, Leucosolenida, Sycettidae. The transcript is spliced from 6 exons. The record is from RefSeq and is a predicted model, not a curated record. Bases 374 to 5425 code for a protein of 1683 amino acids.